CUUUCUUCAUAGAUUCUCUACACAACUUUCCACCCACAACCACAACAUCCCGCGAUACAAUUGCACACCACAAACAUACACACUGCUCUCCUCCCCACUCUGCUUGCGCGAUGCCUAAGCGCAAACUCUCCUCAAUCCAGGAGCCUGCGCCCGGUGCCUUGCCUCGCCAGUCUCUCCCGCGCAUUGCAUCCAUGUCAAGCCCCCAGCAACGUCGCCGUCGCGGCGGUCCUAUGCGUCGCGGCUUCCCCACGCAGACGCCGGCUCAAGUUGCGCUGGGAUUCAUCCCCGGUCAAUGGGAACCUGUCUAUGUCCCCGACAUACCCUCCGACGGCGCGCGCACUGCUCUUGUAGGAAUGGUCAUGCGCAUAGCACAACAACCUCUUGAAACCUUGCGGGCCCUUUGUCACGCGACGGUACAACUGUAUCGGGAUUACACCCAAGGACGUCGUGUCCGCGCGGAGCCCGUCAAUCGCCCAGAUGGUGCUCGAAAGAGGCGCUUCAUCGACCAAGGUCCUAACCAAGACUCAGACCUGCCAGUCGAGAACCGCCCAAUUCGGUCCAGCAUCGAUGACUUUCUGAGUGUUAAACCUUUGGAGCUCGAGUUCGAGGGAGACAGGAGUUUUACAAGUCCGCCUGCGGAAUCCGAGGCCUCGGAGCUCGAGGCGAGAGAACUAUGGGAGAAAUGCGCGUUCCGAACUCUCUAUCCUGGUACUCAGCCCAAGGAACAUCAUAUCCCACGUUACGACAUUUAUCUUUCCGAGGGUUCCUCCGAUGAGUCUUCCGAUGAUGGGUCCCAGCACCUGUUUGGCGAUGUGCCUAUGGAGGAUUCCUUCGACAGCGAGGCUUCUGACACAACCGUGGACACUGCUGAGCUUGCUCCUGCCACCCACAUCCAUGCUGAGAGAGCUGUGGAGCCAACGCCGGAGUUAGCCACUGGAAGAGCAACUGAGCACGAAGCGCAGCUUACGGCGGAGCCUGCAACUCGUAUCUUGACGGGUGUUGCGACGGCCAGCGAGGAUACGGAUCGAAAUGAUCAAGCACACAGUGCCCCGGGCGUGGACUCGCAGCUGUCGGUCGGCGAGGUCACCUUCACGCCAACGCCAUUGAGCCCAUUCUCCGAGGGGAUGCCCACCCCUCUCUUGACUUCGACUCCUCGGUUUAUCCCACCAACCGGAGUCCCCAAACAUAAACGAGUAGCAGAGCUAGCCCCCAAGCUAUCGCCCGUUGCCCAUGCAAAGCAAAGGCCAUCACCCCUGCGCACUCUGCUUACACCAGUUGCGAAAGGCAAGCCCUCAAAGUCUCAGCAUCAACUCGAAAAGAAGGCGGUUGCAGCAGUCAUCAAGAAUGCCACAGACAGAACUCGUCAAGAGGACACACACAAGAAGUCCACCGGAUCAGCUAUCGCAGCUGAACUGUUGAAUGUCCCCCAGAUCUUCCCGACAAUGUGGACUGAGGAGAUGUCAACCCUGGACGAUGCACCUCCUUUGAAGGAGACAGGGUUCGCGGAAAAGGCCCACAUCCGCACAUUUUUGCGAGAUGGUCUUGCUACCGAGAAGGUGGAGUCGUUCCUUGAGGACGUCCACUUCGACGUUACUGUACUCUCUGGGGAGGGGGUUGAGGAGGAACGGGAAAUCCUCUCCUCGCCAAUGUAUCAGAAGAUAUCGCCACCCGUUGUCGUUGAGGAGUUAAGCCCUUCCCCUCCUCCUGAACCAUUACUCCCUGAGCUGUCCAUCGAGCAGCUUAAAUGUCUUGUUGAAGCAUCCAAGAAGACUAAUGGGGGUCGGAUACACAUGGAUCUUGCCAAGGGGAUCAAUACUCAUGACCUGAAGACAUUACUUCCCCACGAAUUCAACGGCAAUCCUAUUGCCUGGCUUAACGACAACAUUGUUAAUGAGUAUCUAAGCCUUCUAGUCGAACAUGAGAAGAAGAAAGCGGGAUACCAACACAAACCCGGCGGUCCUGCCCCGCCAGUGCACGCCUUUCCGUCGCAAUGGUCUGGAAAACCCGAUAAGGACCUUGUCGAUCUCCUUUUGGCCUGGCUUGAGCAGGAGCUAGGCGACGCUUUUGUAAAGAGCGAGUGGACCUACGAUCAGCAUCAGAGGUCUAUGCAACAGCUGAAUGCGAGCGACUGCGGUGUCUUCACUUGCUUGAACGCCGUCGCACUCCUCAGAUCCGAGGACCCGAGUUUGGUCCAAAUCACUGAUGGCAUGCACGAGGCGCGUCGUCAUAUUGCGGCUACCCUCCUCUCCGGACAUGUCAAUGGAGAACUGUGA
Messenger RNA from Westerdykella ornata, 2273 nucleotides. RefSeq lists its product as uncharacterized. The transcript is spliced from 3 exons. The record is from RefSeq and is a predicted model, not a curated record. NCBI's taxonomy places the organism in Eukaryota, Fungi, Ascomycota, Dothideomycetes, Pleosporales, Sporormiaceae. Bases 111 to 2273 code for a protein of 720 amino acids.